Paramuricea clavata is the source of this 13371-nucleotide messenger RNA. The record is from the annotation of a GenBank genome assembly. Lineage: Eukaryota; Metazoa; Cnidaria; Anthozoa; Malacalcyonacea; Plexauridae.
GCAAAUAGUCCACCAGGCCAGUUUUACAAAAAAGAAGAGCUGCAAAAACCGGAAAGUAGGAGCAAGAAAAAAAGAAAAGGCAAAGAUAAUAAGUAAGUUUAAUAUGACUUAUAAUUCAACGUAAUCCCUUCUAUGUAGAUUCAUCAGUUGGCUUUAACUAUGGCUCAAAAUUCGUCAAAUUCGAAGCUUUUUACAAGCUAUUGUCAAUUUGUACCCAACUUGUACCAAUGUUUUACCAAUCCAGAUCCGAUGUUUCACAAAGAUGGCGAAUAAGCUCAGCCGUUAGUCAUGCACACGUCAAGAAGACACUGUAAAUUGGUUAACCCGAGGGGUGGAUAGACGUAGGGCUUGCAUACGUACGCGUGCAGCCAGUUAGAGCAUGAACGACUUGUAUCAUACAGUUUCGUAUAUUGAAUGAUUUCGUGCUAUAUUUUAAAUACUUACGUGAUUUGAAGCAUAAAGAUGAAUCAAGGAGUAUCAAAUGUUGUUUCACCCCUAAACAGAUCCUGUGUGUGUACUAUAUAUAUAUUUUGCUCCACAUUUUUAGAAAUUCUACAGACAAUGCUAGUGAUAAAUGUCUUACCGUCGUUUUCCACGCGAUAUUAUCUGAUAAAUUUAAAUUAAAUAAGGGGACGAAGAUUGUAAUCCGUGGAGAUGAGCCCGUUUUUGGUGGUUGGAAGAACGGCAGUGUUAAUAUCAAGACGGGAGAGUAAGUAAAUCAUAUACAUAUACAUAUUCAAAAUAAACUGAAAUGGUUAAAAACAUUUUUUGCAGUAUUUCAACCUGAAUAACGCUUAGCAUUAAAAUGUGUUAAAUUAGGGUAACCCGCAAGUGUAGGUUAUUAACAGCGGCGGAUCUAGGGGUGAUCAGAGCGUUCACGCGACCAAGGUAAAAAUUGGCCAGAAAAUUGUUAAAUUAAAAUAGCAGUCCAGUUAUCAAACUUUGCGCAGUGUAUUGUAUUGAAAAUUUAACAGUCCAGUUCUAAAAUAUCAUCCAGUAGCAAGGCCUUCGAACAUGAACGCGCAAAAAAGCGGUCUUACGCAUGAGUUUUGCACGCUAUGAGUUAGAUUCCAGCCAUCUGAUUGGCUAUCUCGAUUUUUACGCGAUCUGUGUGGAGUUCUGAGCGCUAAAGCGAUCAGGGGCUCAAAUGCAGGCUAUCCGAUUGGCUAAUUCAAAAAAAUCCUGAAUUCCCGUUGGCUGGAUUUUUUGAUCGAUCAUACCGUUCACGCUAGUAGUAUGCACGGAAAGGUCAAUGUAGACUUGGAUCAAGUCCGUCUCUCUAGAGUCCGAAUUGCACCUCGCGCGUCCGAUCCCUCGGACUCUUGAGAGACGGACUUGAUCCAAGUCUAAGGUCUAUGAGGUUGCUGGAUCUUUUUGAUCUAGCAGCAGUAUUUAUGUAAAUUGACUGAAAUAUGUCAAUUUCGUCUCUUAUUAUAUGCGUACCCGCCGAUUUUAAAGCAUACAUGGUGCGUUUUAUAGCAAUCGGAAAAUUUAUCGGAAGUUCUAAACUAAUACUAACCAUGCCUGUAGGUAUUUACGAAACCGCAAAGGCUGCUUUAGAGAAAGAACAAGCACAUGACAAUGUGGCAUGGCUUCGUGUGAUACGAUCUCACAACAUGUGUACAACAAGUAAAAUGGAUCAUGUUGCCAUUGUGAAUACUUAUUCAUAGCACAUGUUUUCUGCUAUGAAUAAAACUCGAAAGCAGUGAAUUAAACGUGGAAAUUCUCUUCCUGCGAAUUAACGAUCAAUCAAAUGUUUGAUAAAACUGCAUCGCUAUAUUUGAAAAUCUUUUGACCAUUCAUGUAAAAGGACAAAAUAUGGAGUUAUAUGUUUCCUAGGCAUGCUGACGAGCCCUGACAUUGGGCUACCCCUGUCAUUUUUCACGUAACAUUGUUUCGUAAACAGGACACAAAUUAAUUCGCUUUGCGAUCCCCCAAUAUUCAAAACAACGAAAUUUUUGACGAAAAAUCCUAGAUCCGCCCCUGGGUUAUUUGUUAUGGCGCCCGUUUUUUUGUAGACUGUACUGUAGUGUGUCAGAUUUGGUUCAAAUCAAUGCCUACGUUGCGCGUUGCAUUGUUUGGGCACCUGUUUUAGAAAUCACGUUUUAAAAACUUAAAAACAAGAACUUUGAAAUUUCUAAUUAACAGCAAAUAUAAUGUGUUUGCGGCCAUGCGUGGUAAGUAAAGCUCGGAUCAAACGAAGAUGAGAGUGCAUGCAUGAAUGUUGGCAGUCACGCGAUCUUGGUUAGCUGUUCUUAAUGCUUAACAGCAUAAUGAUGUAUUUAAUUUAAGUUAAAAACAUAGUUGGCGCACUCAUUGAACCUUUAUUUUGUUUAUCGAUAGUAUUAGAUAUGUCCCUAGUAGCAAUUCGUGACUACUCUCUCUCAUCAGCUCUCAUUCUCGUUUGUCCGGAGCUUAAGUGUUUGACCGGGGCUUAAGUUGUAAGUUGUGUGGGGAUGUGAUAAUCAUCCUUACUUGCAGCUGAGAGCCAAGCGGAAUUGCAAAGGACGCAUCUCAACCUGAUCCAGUCGAAGGCUUUCUAAGGGAUCUUCUGGCAGCCACUUUAUGACUGAUAUCUGAUCACAGAGCAUAACUACGGCGAAAGGGCCAGUUUGGGGGUUAUUCCAACUCACCCUGUUAACAUUCCUUGUGGAUGGAAACCUGGAGAAAACCCACGACUGACUCUUUUUACAUGUCAUGGCCAUGGGUUUUACAUGUCAUGGCCAUGGGUCUGCAGCGAGAAUCGAACCCACGAUCUCAGAGGUCUUCCUCUGAUGUUUGCGCCGACAUGAUUUUAUGGGAUGUAAAUGAAGGAAAUGACAGAUUACGAGCUAGACACCAAGUGUGAGUAAGUAGUACCAAGUUGGAAUAUGAAUCGCAUCUUUUGUUUUUAUCCCGAAUAUCGUUUCCACCAGUGAUGGGAUGAAUGGUUGACGCAAAUUCGAAUUUCCGUCGAUAGACCAAUAAAAUUCCUGAUAACAGGUCUGUUGCAAAUCUGUUACCUAAACGCCUUCCAAUUUCUGCGAUAUAAGGCAUACAAUAUUUACGGCAAGAAAUCCAAUAAGUGAGUUUGGAGAAAAGCAUGUGAAACUAUGCGUAAUGAGGAACCUGUUUUUUGGAUCCGCAAUGGAGGUAGUGGGGUCUGAAUGUUUACAAAUGUUGCACACAUCACGACUACACUUGGAGGUGCCAAAGAGUGACACCAAAUCUUAUCGAAGUGAGUUGUGCGCAAGGGUUUCUCGAAUGUCGAAAGGAAUUAUGGUCGCGUUUAAAUUAAUGGUACUUUUCUGUUAAAAAUGUUGGCUAAAAGUUCUCUUAAGGUGUCGCCUUGUUUGAUGACAAGGGGUAGAGCACAGAUUGUCUGGAGGCCAGGCACAGCAAGCAAACUCUUUGUCGAAAACAUCAGCCCCGUUCUCCUAUGCGUAUUGAUGGAUUUCGAAGCCUCGCACGACGUAGAAAAAGUAAUUCAUUAAUAUAGAAUAAAGAUUUGUAUGUUCUAAGGCUCUAAAAAGGUUUAAAUGUAGUAUAUUGCUCACAGGCUGUCAGAGAGUUUUUGUAGUACAUGAAAGUGCAUGUUUGCCAUGUUGUUUAUACGCCUGUAGUCUAUGUGUUUUGCAUAUUAUUUAAUACGUCAAUUGUACACCUGUUGAUUAGUUUUCAACAGGGAAAUAUAAAAUGCUUAGGGUUCAUUAUUUAUCGGUUGGGAGGAGGGGGGCUGGUAAAAUAAUGGGGGGAUAUAUUUUAUGGGUGUAAAAGAGUGGUUUAAAUCUUUUGAAGAAGUGUUUUGGGGAGACAAUAAAAUUUUAUAGCAUUGAUAUAAAGAAGAUGGUAUAGAGAUAGUGGCGUAGCCAGCGUAAAAGGCGUUAGCCAUUUUUGGGGAGGUCUGGGGGCAUGCUCCCCCAGAAUAUUUUGAAAUCUAGCGUCCCUGAAAUGCGAUUUCCUGCAUUUUCGGGGUGCGAGUUUGCAUAAGUCCGAAGACUGUAUAAUGCAUAAAAGACAUGAUUUUUCGCGAUGGAAAAUGAUGGUUUAAAAUAAUGCGAAUUACUUUUAAAACCGAAUGAUGAUUGAAAGUAAAUAUAUUUUACAUUUAAAAACCUAAAUUAAACCCUUUCUUCUUGGGGCCAUAUCUACUUACUUAGGGACGGACCAUUAGAAAAGUGAUGGGGGGGGGGGGCAAAACCAAAAAAAAAAUUUAUUCCCAGAAAAAAAUGAAAAAAAAAAAUCUUUCAAGGCAUAGUGCAAAAAAAAAAAAAUUCCUUGCCUAGAAGAUAGGCCAAGUGGUGUACUGGAGGGAGGGCUCAGGGGAGCUGAGCCCCCUUGUUGAAAUUUCAUGUUGACUUGGGGGGCUGCACGUUGGUCAAAUUUAGCAAAAUUUCUCCCACUCGUGCGGGUUCGUAUUGACAGCGGACAUCUUACAGAAAGUGGCCAGUUCUUUGAAAAAUGCAAAAUUUCAAUUUUACACCGCAGGUCCACUGACAAUAUGAGCCUGCGAUCCUGGGAGAAAAUUUGCUGAAUGUGACCAGCGUGCUGAGCCCCCCUAUAUUUUGGCAAGUUGCAUAAUUGAUAAUCUUAACAACGUGCGAAAACACACACAAAAAAAUACCAGUAAACGAGAAUGUUCUUUAGAAUUGCAUCUCAUUUUCACUCAUCAUUUAACACAAUGAUUUUUGUAAUCUUUAUAUCGCCAUUUUUGUAAUCUUUAUAUCAUUUAGUACCACUAAAUUGUAAAUUUCGACAUACUAAAACGCUGUUUUCUGACCAUCAGAAUUCUGUCAAAUCUUCCCCAAAGUCCAGGAAAUGGCAUUUCAGAGACUCUAAAUUUAAAAAUUUCCUCGGGCCUUUGGCCCUCGCUUCGGCUUGUUUUUAAUAAGAAUAAUGUCAAAUGUUUGUCCCAGAAUUACUAGAAUAAACCCCAACAAAAUUUAGAAUUUCUAAAAUAUCUUAUUGUACCUCCCCUCCCGCCAAUUCAGGGCACUUUGGAGAGCCCCCCUUGUUAACAUUCCAGGACUACACCACUAAUAGGCCUAUAAAUUUCACUUAAAGGGCCCUACAGUCAUUUUUUAGUCGAAAGCCACCUUAAGUAGGGGACUCCACGGAGAUUCGUUUGGCUGUAUCUUACAUGCAAUAUCCAUGAGUAUGAGUACUUUCGCACACAAGAAAACGCAUGCAUACUGUGGUGCGCAUGUUAAGUAGCGACAAUAACAAAAAAUGUAAACAAUACUUACUUGACUAAAAAAUUACUGUAGGGCCCUUUAAAAAAAAAAUAUUUUCAACCAUCAAGUGAGAAAAAAAAAAUAUUUCUUCUAUAGGUGUACAAAAAAAAAAUAUAUUGCCUCUUAGAAAAUCCCCACCCCCCCCCCAUCACUUUUCUAAUGGUCCGUCCCUUAGAUAAGGUUAUACACAAUUAUAUUGUGGAUUUUUAUUUUUAUUUCACCCCCCCCCUGUUGGCUAAAUCCUUUCCAGCAUCCCCAAGUUGAAGGUCCUUUCUAAGCCCCUGGUUGUAAAGAGCACACAAAAGAAUAAGAUGGGAAGAACUGCCAUACGGCCAUACUAUGUUCUUCUUAACUUUAAUCAGUGGAGGGGGUGAAAAUUUUCCAGACUGUUCUAAAGGGGUGGUCGGGUGGACUACAUUUUUAAACACAUUAAAAGGGAGGGUCAUUUUUAUUACGCUGUUUGAAUUUUAGAAUCCACCAGCUCCCCCCCCCCCAACCGAUAAAUAAAGAACCCUAAGUAUUUUAUAUUUCCUGGUGUACAAUUGACGUAUUAAAUUUGCAAAACACAUAAUAGACUACAGACGUAUAAACAACAUGGCAAACAUGCACUUUCAUGUACUACAAAAACUCUCUGACAGCCUGUGAGCAAUAUACUACAUUUAAACCUUUUUAGAGUCUUAGAACAUACAAAUCUUUAUUCUAUAUUAAUGAAUUACUUUUUCUACAUCGUGCGAGGCUUCGAAAUCCAUCAAUACGCAUAGGAGAACGGGGCUGAUGUUUUCUGGGGCAGUUGAAGGGUUUUAUGGGAGAAUGUAAAGAAAUAACCUGAUUUUUAACAUAUUUUCUCAUAAAUCUGUCCGAAUUUCCAUGAUUUUCCAAAAUUUUGGGGCGGCCCCCCCCGCCCCCUGUCUCGUACGCCUAUGUCAAUAAAGCAUUUACAACAUCAACAUAAUACGAAGCCAAAGUGAAAGUGUGAAAGAAACUUUAAAGAAAGCAUGCUAAUUCUCGUGUUUUACUCGUAUGUACUCGUAUGUUACUAGUAUGUUACUCGUGUGUACUCGUAUGUUACUCGUGUGUACUUGUAUGUUACUCGUGUGUUACUCGUGUGUUACUCGUAUGUACUCGUAUGUUACUCGUAUGUGCUCGUAUGUGCUCGUAUGUUACUCGCAUGUACUCGUAUGUUACUCGUGUGUACUCGUAUGUACUUGUGUGUUACUCGUAUGUACUCGUGUGGUGUUUUAGUCACGAUCAAGCAAGAGCACAGUUUACAAUUUUAUGUAAACAUUGAUCAUAUUUCACUGGGGAAUCAAUCGAUUGCAAAUAAAUACGCUCCUAGAAAUACCCAAAAUAUAGAAUUUAUUUGAGAGAAUAUCGAGUUAAAUACUCUGUAUAUUAAUGCACUUAUUUACUCUUCAUUGAACAUGUUCAGUUCAACAAAAUUGGAAAAUCGACCACACAGUAUACUUUACGCGAACAGCGGUUAUUUUAUAAUCGCUGACAAAUAUCAAUUAUUAUCCUAUCAUGAUUCUGGUUAAACAAAUGUUCCGCCGAAUACAACACUCAACAGCAUUUUCUGAAGAUUCUGCCUUUUCUUGUUGAUAUAUAGAACUAAACCCGCCGACUGUUCAUGUCGUUGAGUGAGAAUCUAUCGUCUAUUAUUUUAUUAACGUCCAACCAAGCCUUAACUAACAACUUCGUCCCUUACAAUAACCGUUAUGACAUAUUUUAUGAAAAAUACAUGCCAAUAAAAACUUCGUUUCAUGGUAUAGUUCUUUGUGUUGCUUUAUUCACACUCCUUGUAUUGUUUUGAACUCGAACGCCAGAUUUCCUUCCCUACCCCCAUAAGUCCCAAUUGUUAUCUCCCAAAAUCUGGGAGACACGUGACCAGGCUGGACCAGGGUCUUUCCUCCAGCGAGGCGCGUAGUGGAAAGACCCUGGGUACGAGGUUGAUAAAUGAAUCGAAGAAGCUGAGGUGGUCUAAAUGCUGACCUUAAUAAUGUCAGAGAAUUGCCUUUAUCAAACAGGCUUUGUCAACACGGAAUAUUUUUUGCUUGGUUCACAGUACAAUAUUAACAAGUUAGAAGAACAACCACGUGUUUUCAAUGAGGAUGAACCAAUUAAAGGGUUCAGGUUACUAAAGCUCUUUGUGUCAAAACUGAUCAUGCAAUUUUUAAGUUGGGAUUGUUAUAUUGAUAAUAUUUCAAAAAAAUAUCUUCAGGAGUAAGUGCUCUGCACUAUUUAAAGCACGCGUACUAUUUAAUUAAAGGAAGAGUGUUUUAUAUGUGAUAAAGGGCGACUACAAGUGCUUUAAAUGACUUUCAAACACUCAUUAAUAAUUCAUAAGCUUAUUGGCAAAUCAUGUCAACCAUAAUAUGUCACGUGCAGUGGCUUUAAACCUGAUAAAACACUCCUCAUUAGUAUUCUUUAUAUAAAGAAUACUAAUAAGGCAGUAUCUAUUGUUGUCGUGUCCUCAUUAGUAUUUUUUAUAUAAAGAAUACUAAUAAGGCGGUAUGUCUAUUGAAUUUGUAGUCGUGUUUGAAGCCGUUUAAUAAACUCGCAGGUCGUGUUUUAUUAGGUCUAAAGCCACUUGCGCUGCACGCUCCUGGCUUUAAACCUAAUAAAACACUGCUGCUCGUUUAUUAAACAGUACUAAAAAAACGACUCGUCUUAUGAGUUCAUUUGCGAAGUAAUUUUAAAAAUAAACAUCGUCUAAACCGAAGAACCAAGGCUAAAGUUUAUGUAAAUUAGCAUUAUUUUUUUAUCACAUAUAAAACCACCGACACCGCAGUGAUUUCCUUAAGCAAAAGAUAAAUGAUUUCACUGAUUCUGAUACUUUGACGUCAGUCUAUUAUGGUCUUGUCCAUUCCCAUUUCGACUACUGUUAUGAAGUUUGGAAUUCCAUUGAUAAAGGCCAGUCUAAACGUCUAUAAAAACUUCACAACAGAUGUGCUACAAUGAUAAUGAACUUUAAAGAUGUGCCUGGUCAAUCUCAACUGGCCCUUGAUCAACAAGAGCGGAAGAGCCUGGAAGGAGGGGAAAACAUAGUAUGGCCCGGCUGAUGUUUAAGGUUGUCAAUAAUAUGGCAGCACCAAGGUUCUCAUCAAUGUUUCAGAAUUUUGACCAUAUCCACAGUUAUAAAUUUCGAGGUUCCAAUUUGUCUCUCUUCCUGCCGCGUCCAAAUCAGUACCGAGUAUGGCAGAAGAUGUUUCCGUUACAGUGGGGUUAAAAUCUGGAAUAGCAUUCCUGAACAAGUGAGAAUUCUUUCAAUAGGAGUACUUCCUCAGUUAGUCUGACGAAUUAGCUAUUGGACUAUUGUACCAUUUGUUUUGUAAGAGUAUUUUGUAUUUUCGUAGCUAAUAUAUUGUUAGCAAUUCAAUUUUGUACUUCAUAUAUUUUGUAACUUCUUAAUUAUUUGCGGCCCACUUGGAAAGCAGUUGCGGUUGAAGUGGCCAGCGUAGUCAAAUAAAGUUUUAUCCUAUUCUAUCCUAUCCUAACCUCACUGUAUUUACGACCGAAAAUAUAUAGUAUGGUUUUUAUAUCGGGCAAGCUGAAAUACGUUUAGGUGACAGAUUUUCUUAGCAUCCUCGUGAUUUGGAAAACAAGAUGCACAGCAGUCUUGUUAUACUGGGAACUACUGUAUAACAGUUGCAAUCACUUCUUUUCUCAUAUGAAUGUUUGUGCCAUUCAUCCCAUCACUGGGGGAAAUGAUAUUCGCCAAAAACAGGAAAUCGUCUCAUAUUCAAACUUUGUACUACUCUAAAUGGUCUUAAUGAGCGAUUUGCUUUCAUCUAACCCACAUUCUGCCAUUUCUUUCAUUUACAUCCUUUAUAUAAUUAUCACCUCAUAUCAUAUUUUUUGUAUUCUAUAUUUAGGGAUCGUUCAUUAUUUAUAUCUUAUGGGCUGGGAGAUUCUUGAGACAUGUAUAUACAUGAUACAAGCCACCCGCUUGAGACAUGUAUACAUGAUACGAUUCUAAUCAUCGUUUAUGUGAAUGUCUGACUAUGAAGAAAAUACAUUUUCGAACAUACACCAUAAGAGCCAGAACGUUUGCUUGCAUUGAAUUUUACACAAUAAAAUCUUUUGUAUUUAACAAAAAUUUCCCACUCAGCAGAAAUUCUUAUUUGCAACAUUGUAUGUCUCCCUUCCCAUUUUUCCCACCCCACCACAUAGGGUAUAAAUAAUGAACGCUCCCUUAAGUGGCGGUUCUUUAUAGAACUUGUAAUUUGCUUUCCUUUUUAAUGCGAGGUGAUGCCUGGUGUGUUUACAUAUUUUUUGAUUUUGCUAUGGUUACGUUGUUUGAUUGGUUUAUUUGAUUCACGAGACUGAAUUUGUAGUUUUAUAAAAGCGGCGUGUUUUAUUCCUACAAAUAUUCCUACAAACUGUCCUGACGAAGGGCCUUUGCUCGAAACGUGUGUGUAGAUUGAGCGGCUGUUGAGAGAAAUGUUGGUUUGAAGAACCCCUCGUUUCAACAGUGCUAGACGAACAUUAGUGGCACAUGUAAAGCUAACAAAAUUCUAACGAAAUUUUUUUUUCCCGUUAUUAAUUAACAAUUAUUCGCCAAAGGUGAGGUGAUUAUAUAUCGGGGAAUAUUCACCGAGACGAAGUUGAGGUGAAUAUUUCCCGAUAAUCACCGAGCCUGAGUUUUUUGUCUUUUUUGGUGCUGAAUUUAUUUUAAUUUCUCUUAUUUCUUUAUCAGCACACUUUCACCUGUAGGUGAAUAUAACAUCUUAAUAUGUCAAAUUUGACCAAUCGGGUUGUAGGAUUUGUUAUAUUCACUUGUGCAAAAAUACUAACGUUCAUUAUUGGAUUCACAGCAGUUUUUAGAAACAUUGAUGUUGGGCUAUGAUAUACCGGUAAGCAAGGGCGAAACUAGAGGGGCGUAUGGGGGUGUGUGGAACCCCAAAUACGAAUCAUCCCGAUUGGCAGGGCAAUCAAAGAUUUUAAAUGAUAGAAUGUUGAGUCAUUAAGUAACUUAUUACACCUAGCAAACAAUAAGCAGUUCGUAUGCAAGUUCAUUGGCAUCGGCAGUUCAAUUAGACACAUAGCUUAGUGAUGUAUUGUAUUAGCGCUGGCGCUGCAGGGCAUCAUUGGUUUUGGCAGGGCAAUUCUGCCAGACACCCCCUAAGGGGCUAGUUUCGCCCCUGACUGUAAGGAGAAAAUAAUGAUAUUUUAGGAAACAAACUGGCUUUUUACCACUAUUGUACAUGAUGGCAAGCCGCGAAAUAUAUAUCUACAUGAUAGACGGCCAGCCAAGCUUGCAAAAAAUGAAGUUCGAUGGCAAUUCUUUGUUAAAAGCAAGUAACAUCGCUAAACACAUUCGAAUAUGCAUACUUAUAUUGGUUUGGGGUGUUACCAUGCUUAACACAUUCGAAUAUGCAUACUUAUAAUGGUUUGGGGUGUUACCAUGCUUAAUUCGCAGUUUAAGUGCUAAAAUUGAAGCAUAUUUUUGACCACAGGUAAACCCGCUUUGCUCUGAUGUUGAAAUAUAUUGAAAUGUACAAAGUUCUUUUUCCCUGUUGCCAUGCAACAAAUAGACCAUUCUCAUUGGCUGUGACUAAUUAGUCUCGCCCGCCCAUUGGUUAAGAACACCGGAAAUUGCAUGUGCGAUACGGCUGAAGCACAGACUGAAGUGUAAACAAAUACAUAAAUAUAAUUCUUGACAAAAUACGGAGAUUUAAAGCCAAUAAGUGUGAUUUUUUACUUAUAUUUCUGCUUUAUUAAUACACAUUUAUACAUACUCCUAGCUGUAAGGUUUCUUACAUCCUAGCUGGGCAUCACAGGAACAUCUCAGGAGUGCAACGCUGACUAGUUUUAUAGCAUUUACAAGCACCCGUAGGGCAUUUUUUAGUGCAACCACAAUUGAGAUAUCAAAUUUUACAUGAAGACGGAUUUGUUGUUCUACAUUUAUUUACUCCAGCUUCUAUAUUCGGUACCCCAUAUAACCGACAAACAAACUCUGCUGUGUCGUUUUGCGAACUGUCUCUGCCAAGAUUUUGAAUUAUAAAAUAUGGUUGCUCAAAAACUUUCCAACAUUUUUGCUUUCCGAACCACAUUACAAUUUUUUUUGCAAAAUGUUUUUACAAAAUUUUUUUACAAAUUUUUUAUAAACUUUUCGCUUUACAAUCUUUUAGUAAAAGAUGAGGUCGUAUCACACCCUGUUAAAGCGUGAAAUCCUAAAAUAUUAUCAAUAAUGAGCUGAUAGGCUUUCAGUAAUUUCAUGAACGGAAUAGCAUUUUCGUUGUUUUGCGUAUUAAAACUAAAAGCAACAAAACAUCUGUAUCCCUGCAGCGUACUAAACCCUGUUAAAGCCCUUGGAAAACGCAUCACAAGCAUGCAAAAUCAUUUCAUAUAAUCACAGAAUAGACAAAGUGUAGAAGUAUCCUGGAUGGCAUUUUGUUUUUCAUGUAGCUAUACUGGCAGCAAGUCGCCCUCUCGUUUUGACGAUGAAGGAUUCAUGUUGUCAAUGACUUGGAUUAUCAAAUAAAAUUAUACCAAACCAGUUUUAAAGCUCAAAUUAUCUAAAAAACUAACGUAAGUUUAAACAAACUUUAUAUCAUGUUGUCAAUGACUUGGAUUAUUAAAUAAAAUUAUACCAAACCAGUUUUAAAGCUUAAAUUUAUUAUUAUCUAAAAAACUAACGUAAGUGUAAACAAACUAAACUAGAAAUAACUCGUAAAAAUAAGUAAAAUACAAGUACAACAGCGCGAAUCAAUGCUCAUAAAAAUCUCAAAAAGUAAAUAAAUCUAUACCCAAACUAGUUUUAAAGCUUUAAACUAAACAACUAACGUAAGUAACGAACUAAAGUAGAAAUUACUCGUGUUAAAAACAAAAACAAAAGUGCGAAGUAAGGCUGAUAAAAUGACUUUUUUGUUUGUUUUUUUAUAUUUGUAAUAAAUAUUACACAAACUUGGUUUCCCUUGACUUUUCUUUUUUCCAAUUUAAUUUUCUUGUCCGUUUAUGCUCGAAUAACUCGGUUUACACUUGAUUAAAUCUCUUUCAACACAAUAUAUAAAGUCCUUCCUUGUUGAUUGUCAAAGAGGAUAUGAUUUGGUUGCAUUGCUCUCUGAUUGGCUCACACAUUUUCCAGCAGCUAAUCAGAGUAGCUUAUGGGGAAAAACAUGCUUCUCGCAUAUCUAAAUUAGAUGUGUGAAAAACCCGCUUCGCCGUUCGUAGAUGGGGUAGAAAAACCUCGAUUUUUCCGUUGAAACUAAAAAACAAGCUUGGUAACAAGCAGAUUCGUGUUCACUAAAGUCUAAGCUAUUCAGUCAUGCUUGUUACCAGCUUCUAACAUGAAAUUGCCAUCGGAAUUUUUUUGAAGCGUUUUUCGCAAGCUUGGCCGGCCGUCUAAUGAUAACUGUUUUGUCAUAUUUUAAUUUGUUAUUUAGAUAUAUUGACAAGCAGUUGUUGCUACACGGUGAGAUGAGUGUCCCACUGCGGCUCGCUUCCAUCAAAGCUGGUUACAAAUAUGUGUUGUUGAAUAAUAAAGCUGUCUAUGAAGAGCUAGUUGGAUACCAAUACAUGAUUGGUGGCUAUGUGAACCGAUGCCUUGUUCUUGAAGAAGAGAAUGUUACAGAAAAUAGUAAGUUAACUAAGUACUAAGGGUGCGAACUGUUACUGCAUACAUGGAAUGUCUGGACAGGUCGAAAUUGAAGUUCAAAGGCUAGAUCAACAACUGAUGCCAAUAUUUUGGCAUAUUUAACAUUGUCGGUGGUCUUGAUUCAAAAUGCGGAUCAGCCGAAAUAUGAAUUAAUUUUGGUUUUAUAUAAUAUACAGUAUACCUAUAGCAUACAUGUGAGAGUAUCCAAUAAUCAGUAGUUUUUAUUCUAAUAAAUUGUUUUCCAAAUUAUUGUUCGUCGUUUUAGAAAUUUUCCACAAGUAUGAUGGAUUUGUAUACCCCAAAAGAGGAUGGGUCAGAAAUUUUUUCUUUUAUGGAUCUGCAAUAAAUGACAGAGGAGCAUUCUUUCGAAACUUUUUCCCGAAGUGGAGCGGAUUUUAUGUAGAUUCUUUUGAUGAAAAAAUUCAACUAGAAGAAGCACUAGAAAGGCUUCAAUGCUUGGUUAACGGUACUACUUCUGUUUGGACAUCUACCUCUGGAAAUGCGGAGAAUCAUCCUAUUGAUUCUCAGAAACUAAAGCUCGAAGAGGUAGGUACUGUAUAA